UACGUCAUUUCCUCUUCCGGGUCUCGUGGAAGAAACGUUACAUGUACGGAGCGGCUAAUCAGAAAGUUUGAAAGAAAUGUUCAGGCUUUAGAGAUUUGUACCCUUGAAAUUAGAUUCUUUUUGUGGGUAAUUUAGAGUAUAUCUAAAGUAAAGAGGAUUGUAGACAAAACUGAGAGGGCAGAAGGAUGUCUCUUCCCAAGCGGGAGGUGGAGGAGUUGAGACCGUGGGUGGAGCGCACUGUGAAGAAGGUGUUGGGGUUUUCAGAGCCCACGGUGGUCACUGCAGCUUUACACUGUGUGGGGAAAGGAUUGGACAAAAGGAAGACCACGGACCAGUUGCGUCCCUUCCUCGAAGACUCAGCUGGUGGAUUUGUUGAACGUCUUUUUGAAGCUCUUGAGGAAAGUAGAAGCAGCCGUGGCAGCAAAGGAUCUGGAGAAAAGAACCGGAAGAGAGAACUUAAGGAUGUAUUUGGGGAGGAGCAUGACUCUGGUGCAAAGAGGGAAACAUCUGAGACAGCAGAUGGGACGGUAGUAAAGCGAAAACGAACACCUCGGUUUCAAGAAGUGGAGGAGCCUGAGGUCAUCCCAGGACCUCCUUCUGAAAGCCCUGGCAUGCUUACCAAACUGCAGAUCAAGCAGAUGAUGGAGGCUGCCACAAAACAAAUAGAAGAAAGGAAGAAACAACUGAGCUUUUCUUCGGUCCCUUCUGCUGCAUCACAGUUGGAUGGCUCACGGCUUCUGGGCGCCGCUGGUGCCUCAUCUGUUGCCCCCUCGCAGGCUGCCAGCUUUAUGAAUGAUGCUAUUGAAAAAGCCCGCAAGGCAGCAGAGUUGCAGGCCCGCAUUCAGUCCCAGUUAUCUGUGAAGCCUGGUAUCCUGGGAGCCUUGGGAAACACCGGACCUCACAACCUGGUAGCACUUGCUAAUCUACAUGCCAUGGGAAUUGCUCCACCUAAAGUGGAGAUUAAGGAAGUGAACAAGCCAACACCCCUCAUUCUUGAUGAGAAGGGAAGAACUGUUGAUGCCACUGGCAAAGAGGUUGAACUUACGCACCGCAUGCCCACACUCAAAGCUAACAUACGGGCGGUAAAGAGGGAACAGUUCCGUCAGCAACUGAAGGAGAAACCUAGUGAUGAUUUGGAGUCAACAUCAUACUUUGACAACCGUGUGCUCAUUACGCCUGCCCAGCGCCUCCGCAGAGGCUUCAAAUUUCAUGAGCCCGGACGGUUUGAGAAGAUUGCCCAGAGAGUUCGAACCAAGGCCCAGUUGGAACGGCUUCAGAAUGAGAUUUCCCAGGCUGCUAAAAAGACAGGAAUUCAGGCUUCCACCAAACUGGCAUUGAUUGCGCCUAGAAAGGAGAUUGGAGAUGGGGAAGUACCCAGUAUUGAGUGGUGGGACUCCUUCAUCUUGCCCUCCAACAUAGUUUUCAAACCGGAAACGAGGUUUGAUAACGUGGAAUUUUUUGGAGUAACAAACCUGGUAGAACACCCUACACAAAUGAGACCUCCUGUGGACACUGAUAAACCAGUAACCCUGGGUGUGUAUUUGACAAAGAAAGAACAGAAGAAACUAAGGAGACAAACGCGGAGGGAGGCACAAAAAGAAUUGCAGGAAAAGGUCCGUCUUGGAUUGAUGCCACCACCGGAACCUAAAGUUCGUAUCUCCAACUUGAUGAGAGUCUUGGGGACGGAGGCGGUCCAGGACCCCACUAAAGUAGAGGCCCAUGUGAGAGCACAGAUGGCAAAAAGACAAAAAGCUCAUGAGGAAGCCAAUGCAGCUCGAAAGCUUUCAACAGAGCAAAGAAAAGAGAAGAAGGUCAAGAAGUUGAAAGAAGACCUCACUAACGGAGUUCACAUUUCAGUGUACAGAAUCCGUAACCUGACAAAUCCUGCAAAGAAGUUUAAGGUGGAGGCCAAUGCAAACCAGCUGUACCUGACUGGAACAGUAGUUCUGCACAGAGAUGUUAAUCUUGUUGUUGUAGAGGGAGGCCCUAAAUCCCAGAAAAAAUUCAGGAAGUUGAUGCUGCAUAGAAUCAAGUGGGAAGAACACAGUAGCAAAAGAGAUGAUCCAGAUGUUGAUGACACAAAGAGAAACAACAAGUGUUGGUUGAUUUGGGAGGGAACAGGUAAAGAUCGAAGUUAUGGAGAGAUCAAGUUCAAGCAGUGUCCCACAGAGAGCAUGGCCCGAGAACACUUCAAGAAGCACGGAACAGAACAUUACUGGGACCUUGCCCUCAGCCAUAGUGUGUUGGACGGCACCGAUGAUUGAAACCUUCGAGGGGAGAGAUCUGUUUCAAAUAAGGACUGCUACAGUCAAACCUGCAGACCUGCUGCCUCACAAUAGCCAGAAUUAUCUAUUGGCUGCUGAGGAGGAAGGAACAAAGACUCAAUAAAGAGACUUCAACAGAAAAUACGGGGCACAUUAAACCUGUUUUUCUAAGAAAAAGUGAGCUCCUGUGUAUACAAGGCAGUAUAUGUAGUUUUGCAUUUAGUUGAUUUCAUUGGAUGCAAGUCUGUCCUGUUUAGACCGACUGAUUCCGACCUAAAUCAGUCUGUUUCGGCUCAUUUUCUGCUAUAAAAUCCUCAACUUAAAUCAUAUUGUCUUUGUUGAUUAGGAAGAAUGUCCUAAUGACAACACACUAUCACUAAGUUGACCUUUUACUUUUUGAAGUUUAUUUUUUGAAACCUUGCUUUUAGACACCUUUCACACAGUUACCGCAUCAUUUAUUUUUUGACCCAUCAGUGUGUUGACCCCCUAUCCACAGAGGUUAGCCAUGUUUCCUUGUAACAUUUAAAACUGCCUUAAUUAAAAAAUGUGAAAAAAAGA
Oryzias latipes (Japanese medaka) is the source of this 2822-nucleotide messenger RNA. It is a transcript of the gene prpf3, whose product is annotated as PRP3 pre-mRNA processing factor 3 homolog (yeast). NCBI's taxonomy places the organism in Eukaryota, Metazoa, Chordata, Actinopteri, Beloniformes, Adrianichthyidae. The record is from RefSeq and is a predicted model, not a curated record. Gene Ontology annotation, biological process: mRNA splicing, via spliceosome. Gene Ontology annotation, cellular component: U4/U6 x U5 tri-snRNP complex.